Tripterygium wilfordii is the source of this 2436-nucleotide messenger RNA. RefSeq names its product putative pentatricopeptide repeat-containing protein At1g02420. NCBI's taxonomy places the organism in Eukaryota, Viridiplantae, Streptophyta, Magnoliopsida, Celastrales, Celastraceae. Gene Ontology annotation, molecular function: protein binding. The transcript has 2 exons. The coding region runs from base 236 to 1798 and encodes 520 amino acids. The record is from RefSeq and is a predicted model, not a curated record.
UCGCUAGGGAAAGGAAAAAUGUCAUUCACAUCCAGUGACGUAUCCCUAGUUGAAGGAAGAAGGCAUGGACUAUGGAGCCUCCGAUUCUACUGUAAUCGGCGAUGUCUAUUAGAUACCAUUGAUUCUGCAUAAUCUCUUUCUGGUACUAUCUCAUUUAGUUAAACUUCUCGUGUUCAAUCGAAGCAGGAACACAAAAGAGGGUGAUCAAGUAGACCUUCAAUUCCCCUGCCAGAGGAUGGCGGUGAUCCUUGAGCGCCUUCUCUUUCAGUCACCAUCAAGAGCGAGGUAUGCUCUCGACCUCUCAUUUAUGAGUUUGAAUCCACGAAAUGUAGCGCCGUUUCUCUGUCGACACUUCUGCUCUAACCCUUCUCUGAAUGACGGCGUUGAGACUGUUUAUCGCAUUAUCAGUAGCUCUGCGUCUUCUCAAAACCUUAAACAAUUGUUGAAGUCAAGUGGGGUUUUUCUAUCUAAUGAUUUGAUUGAUGGAGUUUUGAAAAGGGUCAGGUUUAGCCAUGGAAACCCCCUUCAAGCGCUUGAGUUUUUCAAAUUCACUGGUAAGAGAAAAGGGUUCUAUCACACUCCUUUUUCUUUGGAUACUAUGCUUUAUAUUUUAGGUAGGAAUCGUAAAUUCGAGCUUAUAUGGGAUGUGUUGUAUGAAACGAAGUGGAAAGAUCAGUCAUUGAUAUCGCCCAGAACUGUGCAAAUUGUUUUAGGUAGAAUUGCUAAGGUUUGUUCUGUGAGGCAGACGGUGGAAUCUUUUAGAAAGUUCAAGAGGCUGGUUCCUGUGUUUGAUACCAUCUGUUUCAAUGCACUGUUGAGGACAUUGUGCCAAGAAAAAAGUAUGGCAGAUGCUAGGAAUGUGUAUCAUAGCUUGAAGCAUGAGUUUAGGCCUAAUUUGCAGACUUUUAACAUACUGUUGUCAGGGUGGAAAUCCUCAGAAGAAGCUGAGGGGUUCUUCGAGGAGAUGAGGCAAAUGGGUAUCAAGCCUGAUGUUGUUUCUUACAACAGUUUGAUUGAUGUGUACUGUAAAAAUAGAGAAGUGGACAAGGCAUAUAAGGUAAUUAAAAGGAUGAGAGAAGAGGAUAUGGAGCCAGAUGUGAUCACUUAUACUAGCAUUAUCGGGGGAUUAGGGCUGGUUGGCCAGCCUGAUAAAGCUAGAGAUGUUUUGAAGGAAAUGAAAGAGUAUGGAUGUUACCCAGAUGUUGCUGCAUUCAACGCUGCAAUAAGGAAUUAUUGUAUUGCGAAGAGACUUGGCGAUGCUUAUAAUUUGAUGGAUGAGAUAGUGGCUAAAGGCUUGCGUCCUAAUGCAACUACCUACAAUCUAUUCUUUAGAGUAUUUUCUUGGUCCAACGACUUGCAAAGCUCAUGGACUUUGUAUCAGCGUAUGAUAGAUGCUGGGUGCCUGCCAAAUACACAGUCAUGUAUGUUCCUUAUCAAGUUGUUUAGGAGGCAGGAAAAGGUGGAUAUGGCCAUGAGGCUGUGGAAUGACAUGGUGGAAAAGGGUUUUGGGUCUUAUAUCUUGGUUUCUGAUGUGUUGUUUGACUUGCUUUGUGAUCUAGGUAAGCUGGUUGAAGCAGAGAAAUGUUUUUUGCAAAUGGUAGAGAAAGGGCAUAAGCCAAGCAAUGUCUCUUUUAGGAGGAUCAAGGUGCUUAUGGAAUUGACAAACAAGUACGAGGCCAUUCAUAUCUUGUCAGAGAAGAUGGCCAUGUUUGGGACUUCAAGUCAAAUUUCUGGAAGUUCAGAGAGCCUUGAGAAUGAUUCACUUUCAGACUCUAACAGUUUGAUCACACAGUUAUAAGUGAUGGCUAAAGGGUUGAGAGAUAGUAAUGCGGGUAACUUGGCAGGACUCGCCCAUCAGGGAGGAGUUAUACACAGCACAGAUCUAUACAAUGAGACAGAUGUUAAAGUUCAUGGUUUGACAACUUGGAGUUCUAGUCUUGCAUUUGAAAGUUGAUAUUGUUGCUUAACUUUGUAAGAUACUUGAGACAGAAAAUAUAAUCUGCCAUGAUUCAUAGCGCUACUCGGGCACAGUUCUUGGACUUGGCUACAAGGCUGGAUGCAUAUUUAACUCAAUGUUAUUCGGUAUUGCUGCCUUUAUGGCUCUUGGACAAUUGUUUUAAGUAGUGCUUGUGUCAAUGGAGCAAAUAUUUCUCUCUCCAAAGAAAUGUAGAGGGAGAAAGAAACGUAUUUUCUGUUGGAACCCUUUUUAUAUUCAGGAUCAUCUCAGAAAAGGGACCCUGAAAUUGAUUUGCAUGCGAGGUCUUGGCCGCAAGUUUUCAGUUAAUUCUGAUGUUUGACAAUGUACCUCUGGAAGUUGAAGAAUGUCGAUGAAAUGAAACAACCUCUAUUUCUCGCAGCCCAGCCUCUUUGAUUUCUACCAGGAAGCUGAAGCUCCGUAAUGCCUCCUUCCUCCUGGUGCCUGGUGUUUUUAAGAUG